GAUCUAAGAUCGACUUCUUCGUUUGUGGCCACGAGGUUUUGUGUGGUGAAAAUUGAGUUUACCGGGUGGAAAAGCACCUCUAUUUUUGUAUUUAUACAAAAAUGCCCUCCAGCAAUCCUCUGCCACCCAAAGAAAAUGCCUUGUUUAAGCGAAUCUUGAGGUGUUACGAGCACAAACAAUACAAAAAUGGCUUGAAGUUUGCCAAGCAAAUUCUCUCAAAUCCAAAGUUCUGCGAACAUGGAGAGACCUUAGCGAUGAAAGGUCUCACGCUGAACUGCUUGGGCCGCAAGGAAGAAGCUUAUGAUUAUGUUCGACGUGGACUCAGAAAUGAUCUGCAGUCCCAUGUGUGCUGGCACGUCUACGGGCUUCUGCAGAGAUCUGACAAAAAGUACGAUGAAGCCAUCAAAUGUUACCGUAAUGCUCUCAAGUGGGAUAAGGAUAAUAUUCAGAUUCUCAGGGAUCUGUCACUACUGCAAAUUCAAAUGCGUGAUUUGGAGGGUUACAAGGACACAAGAUAUCAAUUGUUUAUGCUACGACCAACACAGAGAGCAUCUUGGAUUGGAUUUGCCAUAUCCUACCAUCUCUUGAAAGAUUAUGAAAUGGCCUUAAAAAUCUUGGAUACUUUUAGGAACUCUCCAAUGAUUUGCUACGAUUACGAACACAGUGAAUUGUUACUUUAUCAAAAUCUGGUCAUUCAAGAAUCAGGGGACAGUGAACAAGCUUUAAAACAUCUUGACAAACACGUCGAGCAAAUUUGCGACAAGAUUACUGUCAAAGAAACAUAUGGUAAACUAAGACUCGAAUUAGGACAAUAUGCAGAAGCAGAACAAGUAUAUCAGGAUCUUUUACACAUCAAUCCUGAAAAUACAUCGUAUUACAUGAGAUUGGCAGAGGCUCAAAGACAUACGAAGCCUGAAGAAACAUUGAAGAUGCUUGAGCACUAUGAAGGUGUCUAUCCUAGAGCAUUAGCUCCUCGGCGGUUGCAACUGAAUUAUGCUUCUGGUGAAAAAUUCAAAGAAUUGGUUGAUCGUUACUUAAGAAAAGGACUUCAUAAAGGGGUGCCGCCAUUGUUUAACGAUGUACGUUCUUUGUACACUGAUCAGAGCAAAGUUGACACCAUACAGUCAUUAGUUCUACAAUACAAAGAAGCACUAAAAGCACAUGGCCAUUUUAGUGACGAGGACAAAGAUAAGCCCCGUGAGCCAGCGUCGGCUCUUUUAUGGAAUUAUUAUUACCUUGCUCAACACUUUGACUUCCUAGGACAGACACAAAAAGCGCUUGAUGAAAUUGAUGCUGCCAUAUACCAUACACCCACCCUCAUUGAACUUUUUGUUACCAAAGGACGAAUUUACAAACAUGCUGGAGAUGUUCAAGAGGCAUACAAAUGGUUAGAUGAAGCACAAGGCCUGGACACUGCCGAUCGUUACAUUAAUUCCAAAUGUGCCAAGUAUAUGCUUCGUGCAAAUAUGGUGAAAGAAGCAGAAGAGACUUGUGGAAAAUUCACAAGAGAAGGAGUCUUGGCCAUGGAAAAUCUUAAUGAGAUGCAGUGCAUGUGGAUUCAGACCGAAGCUGCAAACGCAUACACACGCCUAGGAAAGUAUGGCGAGGCAUUAAAGAAAUGCCAUGAAGUUGACAGGCACUUUUCCGAAAUCAUCGAGGACCAAUUCGAUUUUCAUACUUACUGCAUGCGCAAAAUGACUCUACGUUCCUACGUCGGUCUUCUGAGGUUAGAAGAUGUGCUGCGGUCUCAUCCAUUUUACUUCAAAGCAGCAAAAUGUGCAAUAGAAGUUUAUCUGCGGUUACACGAUUACCCGUUACCGGAUCCCACGCAAACACAAGAGAUCGACACUGAAAACUUGGCACCGUCCGAGUUGAAGAAGCUGAGAAACAAGCAGAGGAAACAGCGGAGGAAGGCCGAACUUGAGAGGCAGCAGGCGGCUCAGGCUCAGGAGAAGAGGGAACAGCACAAUAAGUCGCGACAGCAGACCGAUCCUGAUCUGGAACAGCCCACGCUGGACGAGCUCAUUCCAGAGAAGCUGGAGAGGGCCGAGGAUCCUUUGGAGCAAGCGAUCAAGUUCCUUCUUCCUUUGCAAGAGCUGGCUGCCAACAAGAUUGAGACUCAUCUCAUGGCUUUCGAAAUCUACAUACGCAAGGGUCGAACCCUUCUGAUGCUGCGGUCGAUAAACCGCGCCCACCGCCUGGAGCCCAACAACCCGGAUCUGCAUAGCUGCCUGGUGCGCUUCCUGCGCCACACGAGCAACUCGAAUCUCGACGGCGUCGUCGCCGAGGUGGUCAAGCGCCAGUGCAGCGGCAUCUUCGCCGGCUCGAGCGCCAGCCAACUCAACGCCGAGUACCUCAAGAAGAACUCGAACUCGCUGGCGCAUCUCCUCCAGGGCGCCCGCAUGCUUUACCUUCUCGACCCCACAUCCCAGCAGCGGGCCAUCAGUCUGACCACCAACCUCGAUCCCAGCCUCGAGGGCGUGAACCUCGAGAACUGCACGAGGGUCCUCGAGGCUCUGCGCAACGGCGACUUCGGCCUCUGUGAGCAGGCGAUAGCCGAUUACACGGUCAAAUGCCACGAGCGCUUCCCCUACGCGACGGCUUUCCGCCCGCCAGAGGCCAACCCGGCUCAGCAAUCCCAGCUCAUCAACCACCAGGACGCCAAGGAGCCCCAGCAGCAGCAGCCCGCCUCGAACAAGUACUGAUCCAGGCAGGGCGAAUCCUGCUCCAGCUCCUGCUACUGCCUCAUCAGCGGUGUGCGAUGCAGCUAAGCGAGACAGACACGCGUCAGACGGAAUGAGUGAUAGAGAGAAAGAGUUAACGACGGGGGCGGGGAGAGAAAGAGGGACUUCUGGCUCUUCAAUAUAGCGGAUUCAUAAGCUCAAUAGACAGAAAACUAAUAUCAUAACAAACUCACACACGCUUCAUAUACGAUUGGUAUUUCCGGAUGGACUCACUGACAACGACAGCGGGGAGGAUAAGCUGGCUUGGCGAGAAUGGUAUACGGCAUGCGACAUACACGCGCGAUUUAUAUGUUAUGAUGAUUAUGAAAGUAAAUGUAAUAAGGCACGAACGACGUCUGCGUCACGUGCGCAAUCGUACUAUCCCGCGUGCCGUUACGAGAGAGGGACUCGACGUAUGAAUAUUUCACUGAAAGAUUGAGUUAAUUAAAAAAAAAAGAAUUGACGAGAAAAACAUGUAAUAUAAUUCGCGCGACCCGCUUCGAUGCCGGUCGCCGGUAAACGAAAUAGGAAAAAUGGUGUGUGCCGGGUUUAUGAAAGAAAAAAUUAAUAAUAUUGAUAAAAUAAUAAUAACAGUAUCGAUGACGUAAGAAGCGCGCGAUUAUUCUUAAUAAAUUGAUGCCGGCUUCGCCGAUUGCUCGGCGUGGCUUAGACGAGUUUUAACGGACAGGUGGAUGGAAGGCGCAGUUAAGAGCAAACUCAGUGUUUAGCUAAGAUAAACGAUGAUAUAUUGAUGUCACAAAGAGAUGAAAUCAUAAACAUACUGCAUGAUGAUGAUGAGUCGAGUUGUUUUUGUUGGCUCUCCUUCUGCGCAAGUGGAACGGGAGGCCGCAGAUGGAUGCUCGCGUAUAAGAGGGCUUCGUAUGAAAAGAGGACGAAGUAUAAAGUGGCAGGACAGAAGGCCGGUGGGGUUUAAGUGUACAGGGUGCGUUAUGUAUAAAUUAAGGAUGCGUAGAAGAUGAACGUUAUUAACGGUACAAACGGAACCCAAGACUUGUAUACAAUUCGCAAAACAUGCGCUCCGUGAUAAACACAAUUAAACGCUUUUACUCCGCGUUCAAAGUACACUGCAGCCGCAACGUUUACAUACCAAGUACCGUGUUCUAUCGUAGUCGAAAUUACCUUUAAUGUUGGACUUUUUUCACUUUUUCUUGUCUUCUUGCGGAUCGCUCUUUUGCCAAGCUAUGCGGGUGUUACCUUUUUGUACAUUUUGUCUCAUACUCAUGUGCUGCGAUGUAAUGACACUAUUAAUUUAAAAAAUUUAAUUUUUUCACGAACGAAAUUCUCUCCGAUUACGGAAAACAAAAUAUCUUUUGAUUAUUCAUAAUAAUUUAUUGUUUCAACAAUUUGUAAAUGAUUGAAAAUUCAUUUCGCGAUGAAGUUUCAAAUAAGUGUUUUCUUCUGCUCUUGAAAUCGUUCAAUUUUUAAUUCGAUAAUCUUAUGAUGUGAUCAUACGCAACAAUGAAUUUUCAGCUUAUUACAUGCUUUACGUUGAUAUUUUUAAACAGAAAAUAAGUCGAAAUUAAUUAAAACAUCAUGAAUAAAAGAAAGUCUGAUUUGUAGAUAGAAUAGGGUACUGAUUAUUCUUCUGUCUUAUAAUACUUACAAUACGGGGCUCUAUCAAGAUUUUCUUUGAAUCUAGUAUAAGCUGUCUGCGUAUAGUGCAUACGCAUAGAACCAAACAUGUUCUUCAUAAUUGGUUAUUACAGAAAUACAAUGAACUAUCUGUAAACCAAAUAAGUACGGAAAUUUUAAUAAAAAGUAAGAUUAUCGACAUUUUGAUUCAAAUCUAAUAUUCCCAUGACCUUUAAACAACGACUAUCGGUUCUUAACACUUGUAAAAUACAAAAUUAUACAUACAAAGAAAUUGUUGUUUUGUGGCUAAUAAAAAAUUAUACAAGACAUGAAAUUCAACGUUUAGUAAAACUACUGUCAAUCGAUAUGAAUAUUAAGUAAUAAUACGUGAACUGACAUAUAAAAUUAGCUCACCUUAUAUUUGUCUUUCAUGUGACUCAAGACUCAGUAUUAUAUCCUAAACUUUUGUACAGCAUAAAUAAUCACGAGUCUGAGUAACUUUAUAAUGAAUAUUUCAUAAUAGUCAAUUUCAUUUGAAAUCUUUGUACAGUGAGAAAGUGACUUUUUAUAACUGUCUUGCUCAAGUAGAAAAGUAUAUGUAUUGAUAUCUCUAAUAUUUUUCAGCAAAUGCUAAUUUUAUGAGUUUAUUAUAAUUCAAUAAUUAACUGGAGUUGUAUUAUAAAAAGAUAAAAAAAUCAUUAAAAACACGUGUCAUUAAUUUGUAAGAUCUUUAUUUGAAAAUGCACUUACAACUUUUUUAUAAUUUGUAAAUUUUUCAACAUAAUUAGCCACAGCUUGGAAACUUUACAAAAAAACGCGAGUCGCAAUAGACAAAAAAAGAUUUACAGCAUCUUAUCACAAUGCAGAUAUUCUGUCAGAUGCUUCUCUACAUUUACAUGCUUCAAAAUAUACAAGACUUUAUUUGUAUUUAUUGCACGAACAGCUUAAUCGCUAUAUCCCAAAUAAUUACUUCACUUGUACAGACGCGUUUAAUAAACUGUAUCAAAACUUA
Molecule: messenger RNA, 5328 nt
Organism: Nasonia vitripennis (jewel wasp)
Lineage: Eukaryota; Metazoa; Arthropoda; Insecta; Hymenoptera; Pteromalidae
Gene: Naa15-16
Product: N-alpha-acetyltransferase 15, NatA auxiliary subunit
Exons: 11
Coding region: 102-2705 (867 amino acids)
Biological process (GO): N-terminal peptidyl-methionine acetylation
Cellular component (GO): NatA complex; cytoplasm
Molecular function (GO): protein-N-terminal amino-acid acetyltransferase activity; protein binding
Source: RefSeq, a predicted model, not a curated record